Penicillium waksmanii is the source of this 1962-nucleotide messenger RNA. RefSeq lists its product as uncharacterized. Gene Ontology annotation, molecular function: DNA binding; DNA-binding transcription factor activity, RNA polymerase II-specific; zinc ion binding. Lineage: Eukaryota; Fungi; Ascomycota; Eurotiomycetes; Eurotiales; Aspergillaceae. The transcript is spliced from 3 exons. The record is from RefSeq and is a predicted model, not a curated record. The coding region runs from base 1 to 1962 and encodes 653 amino acids. Gene Ontology annotation, biological process: DNA-templated transcription; regulation of DNA-templated transcription.
AUGGAGGGUAUCCGCCGCUACAACGUAGAGCGGUCCUGCGUACGCUGCCACGAGCGCAAAGUCCGAUGCGACAAGAAAGCACCAUGCGGCAAAUGUAUACGUCAAGGGGAAGUUUGUGAAUAUCCGGGACCACGAAAGGUUAAGCGAAAAUCCCCGAAGACGAGUGUCACGAAUGUUGUAUCUCGCCUGGAGCAACUGGAACGAUCUAUUGCGACAUUAGCUGGCAAUUCGUCCGCAGCGCAAGCAAAACAGCCGAGAACACAAUGGCAGCAACAGCUGCCACGUCCUAGAGCUGCGCCCAUAUCUGGGGUGCCUCCGGCUCUGACAAAUGGUCAUGCCUCUUCGCCGACCAGAGAAACCAAUUCAAACUAUGGCUUCCUUAUCAAGGAUGGUGCUUAUAUCGACGAGCCGCUUCUUUCACGAGUACUCGAGAAAGAACAUGAAUUACAGUCUGCCAUAGGGACACCGAGCACACCGACCGGUGGUUCACGAAGACCCCCUCCUCUCAGAAUGGACGGAAUGCUAAUCAAUCCACUACUGAAACAAUUGGAUUUCAAGGCUCUGUAUCCAGAUCGAUAUCAGGCCACGCAGCUCUGGCAGACUUUCCUUGGUCGGGUGGAACCGGUCAUAAAGGUGCUUCAUGUACCCACAACGGCGCCGCGUAUAUUUGCAGCCAUAAGCCGACCUGAUUCUGUCAAGCCUGACUUUCAUUGCCUCCUAUUUGCUGUCUAUUUUGCGGCUACUACUGCCCUGUUGAGCGAUGACCCGACGAAUGAGAAAAUCCAUGCGGAUCUGCAGCGAUACCAACAUGGCAUCGAGCUGAGUAUCUACAACUCUUCUUUCUUGGAAUCCCCCACAAUAUCUUCAUUGCAGGCAAUGUCUAUUUAUCUGAGGUGUUUACGCUACAGCAACAGCGGGCGAGCUGGGUUUACCCUGCGCGGCUUGACCAUCCGUGCUGCACAAUCAAUUGGGCUUCAUCGCGAUGGAGAAAAAUUCAAGCUCUCACCUUUGGAAUGUGAGGUUCGCCGACGAAUAUGGUGGGAUCUAUAUUCUACCGAUUCUCGAAUGUCCGAAGACCACGGCAUUUUAAUUCCCGAACAAGAUUAUGGCAGCGACACCAAACUUCCCUCCAACAUCGAUGAUCAGAGUAUAAAUGAAAAAACCACCAAACCGGUUGAAUCCGAACAGCGAUGGACCGACUCGUCUUUCAUGCUCAUAAUCAAUGAGGUCAACAAGAUGUUCAUCCCGAUCGCCCGGUCUACCGACAACUCUCCCGAUGGAGCGCAGUCGCAUCAGCUAUUGAGAGAAUUAAAGGAACGACUUCACAAUCGAUUCAUCAAAUACGCAGAUAUGGACAUACCCAUCCAGCGACAAGGAGUAAUCCUAGCACAGGUCCUAGUCUCCAAAUUUGAGGUCCACAUGCUGCAGAAAGUGCUUCAAAAACAAGGCGCCGCAUCCUCCACCGUCGACACAGAAGCUGCAACCGAACUCCUCGAAAUGGCAGUUCGAGCUCUAGACCUCGGACUGGAGAUGUUUACUGACGAUCUACUCCGCGGCUUCCGCUGGUUAACAUCUACAUGCCCACAACUCCACCUUCUCACCUACAUCCUGUGGCACCUAUGCGUGUACCCAACGGGCCCGCACAAUGAACGCGCGUGGAAUAGCGUCAAUAACCACUUCGACUUAGUAGACAAUGAUCCCUCCUGGCCAGACCCGGGCCCCAAAUGGCCGAUUCUGAUUCAGCUCCGGGCGAAGGCGUCGCGUGUCCGACGUGCGCAUCUUGCGUCUAGUUCUACUGAGCGCUUUCCGGAGGGAGAAAGUGCCAUUCAGACAGCUCCGGAAGAUUUACCGAGUGAGACUAUUCUGGACAUGGAUAACUGGGAUUUGAAUUGGGUGGAAUUUCCCGACUGGGAUUAUCUGGCGCAGAGUAUUGCGAUUAUGGGGCAGGAUGGACAUACAUAA